AUGGUUGAUAAUACAUAUAUAAAAUUCACCCAUUUCUAUAUAGAAGCCACAAACGUUUUGGAGAAAAAUUAUGAAAAUUAUUCUGUCUCAUUACAACCUAUUCUCAAAGCUUUAGUUGAUUUUAAUUCUUUAUUGUGUCGUGAUUACAAAAAUUUGAUAUGGAUUGAAAAAUUUUUUGAAGAAAAUUUUGAUACAAUUCAAAAAUGUUUCAUUAACAUACAUUUUAUAUUAUGUGAUGAGAAGAGAGAUAUUGAUUUAAGAUUAUUAUCUGGUCAAUCAAUUUAUAAAUUAUUAAAAGAAAUUCCAAGAAAUGUAAUGAAACCAUUGAUAAAAAAUAUUGUUCCUGGUUUAUUAAAUAAUUUUUCUGAAGCAGCUAUUUAUAAAGGAAGUAAUACAAAUAGUGACAUUGUACUUAUUUGUCUCAAUUUAAUAGAAAGUGUUGUCAUGAUAACAUAUGAUGAAUGGAUUGAAAAAAGAGGUAGUCAAUUUGAGGUUAUUCUCAAAAGAAUUAUAUCAAAUUUAACGACACACAAAAAUAAUAAUGUUAGAUUAAAAGUUUUGUCUAUGUUAAGAAAUUUCAAUGAAACAUUUAAAAUUAAAUUUCCUCAGAUAAAGGGUAUGUUGAUUGAGGUAUGUAUUAAUAUUUACAAUGAUGAAAAUACUGUUAUUAAAAAUGAAAUUAGUAAUAUUUUUGAAAAAUAUAUAGAAUUAGAUAAAUCAUCUUUCAUUCGCCACCUGACAAAAGAAUUAAAUAUUUCACUUGAUAAACUUUCAUUAUCAAAUUUAUCUUCAACAACAAAAAAUCAAAUUGAUAUUAGUAGAGUGUUACUUCGUAUUCAUAAUUUAAUUGUUAUUCUUGGACCAAAAUAUUUAUCAACAAUAUUGUCUGUUUCUACAAAAUUAAUAGACACUAUUGCAUCUAUUUUAUCUGUAAAUAUUGACAAAGUUUCUAUUGUUACAGAAAGAGAAAGUGAUUCAUAUCAAAAUUCUUUGCAAUUUUUUAAUUCAAUUGAAUUAAAAAAUAAUGUCAAAAAUGAAUUAAUAUUAAAUAUUUGUGAUAUUUUAAUAAAAAGUGGAAAUACAAAUGAUCUAUUUGAUAACAUAUUAAAUGUUGUUAAUAUGUCUAAUGUAGAUGGAAAAAUAAGUUAUUUUAUGUUAUGUACAGGUUUACUUUUAAAAAUUGAAUCAAAUGAGAAUGGUCAAUAUGAUAAUUCAUUAUUAUUAUUACUUGAAAUUUCAAUACAAAAUUUAAUAUCAUAUGAAAAACUUUUUGAAAUAAAAGAACAAGAUAAAGAAAUUUCAAGUGAUGUUUUUACAACAACAAAAGAAUCAUUUUUAGUAUCAAUUUUAUUAGUUUUGGGUAGUGAAAUUGUUUCUAAACUUCAUUCAAAAUUAAGUUAUAUUGAUCUUAUCAAUAAUUUUUAUUAUACUUUAUUUACAUAUACAUUUUGUAAUAAUUCUUCAAUAUGUCAAGUAACAGGAUUAUCUAUUAAUAUUAUUAUGAAUCCUUAUUUUUAUAGAUCUAUACCAUCAUUAGUAUUUUUAUGUAAUACAAAUUUAAAAGAUUAUACAAAAUGUUCAAGGGCAGCAAAUGUACUUUCAGGAUUGAUAUUUUAUCUUAAAGAUAAGGAUGAUUGUAAUAUCAAUCUUUAUGAAGAGACAAAAUAUAUUGUUGAGGAUAUUCUUUUAUCAUUAGAUCAUAACAAUCAAACAAGAAUAUUUAAUCUAUUGAAAACAUUAUACUCUUUUGUUAAUGCUUCUAAUUCAUGGUUUGGUGAAUUAAAAAGUACCUAUGAUUAUGAGAAAGAUGAAGAAGAGAUUUUACCAGAGGUUAUAAUACUAAUACAUAAAAUAUUAACUAGAACUAAACAUUUAAUAUUAUCUGAUUUCUUACCAAUACAAGUUAUUGUUUUUGAUAUCAUGAAAGAAGGAUUAUAUUUUUGUAGAAAUUUUAGAAAUAAAACAUUACCUAUUAUAUAUGGUAAUUGGCAAAGUAUAAAAUAUAAAGUAAUCCGAUUACAAAAUGAAUAUAUGGAAGCAUUAAAAAAUCCGAUAAUUUUUCUUGUCGCUGCUAAAGCUAUUUCUGUUAUAUCAUAUAUGUCUGUACUUUCAGGUACAUUUAUGUAUAUAAAAGUAAAUGAAAUUAUUACAAGUAUAUCAUUUGCAAUGAAAGAAACAUCAAAAAAAUCUUCUAAAGUUGAUCCAGUAUAUUGUUAUAGUCAAAUGUUUGAAUUUCAAAAAACUGUUUUAGUUAAUAUUCCUGUAUUUGUAAAAUAUUUUAAUUUAACAUGUAGUGAAGAAUUAACUAAAAAGUUUAUUGAUAUAUGUGAAAUAUAUAUUAAUGACAAAUUUCAACCUUCAGUAUUAAGGGAUAAAGCUAUAGAAGGGUUAAAAAUAAUUAGUGAUAAUUAA
This is a messenger RNA of Strongyloides ratti, 2412 nucleotides long. RefSeq names its product Armadillo-type fold domain-containing protein. Gene Ontology annotation, cellular component: cytoplasm. The record is from RefSeq and is a predicted model, not a curated record. The transcript is spliced from 2 exons. The coding region runs from base 1 to 2412 and encodes 803 amino acids. Gene Ontology annotation, biological process: chromatin remodeling. NCBI's taxonomy places the organism in Eukaryota, Metazoa, Nematoda, Chromadorea, Rhabditida, Strongyloididae.